AGUUUGAUUUCGCGGUAAAAUAAUAAAAUGUGCAGGUUUAUUUUAUUCUUGUUAUCGUGUUGUGCGGCCCAGAAUGAUUACAAUUUAAAAACUAUUUUGUACAUGGCGCGAAGUAGAACAUUGGAACCGAAUUACAAUGAGACUUUUUUUUCAUCCCUGGAGAACUACCAAGUGAACGCAGUGCCAGCGUCGGAAACACAGUAUCCUUGGAUAGCGCGCGUUGUACAUUCGUCCACGAACGACUUGCCGCAUGUGUGUACUGCCGUAUGUAUCGAGAAAAGGAUAUUUAUUACAGCAGCAAGGUGUAUUUACAGUUUAAAAGUAAGCUACACCACAGUAAUUUAUAUGGACCAACGUCUCCCCGUGCUAGCGUUCGUCGUGCCGUCAGACGGGACUAAACAAGCGUUUGACGACAUAGGUUUCAUAGUCGUUGAGGCCGGGUACAUCGGCCCCUGGCCUGUUAUACAAUUGUUCAACGCCGUCAACAGAACUGAUAAUGACUUCCAAUGGUUCGCCAAUAUGGAUGCGAAUGGAAUUGAGUACAGGGUUGUCGGAUAUGCUACAGAGAAGGGCAUCCACCGCAUUAAAUCAUCAGACAGACAGUUCAAUCUCACAGAUUUGGAUAUAUAUUGCGACAUUGACUUAUGCUCAAACAUCAUGACAUUUUUCGGGCAUAUUCAAGGUUUUCGAGUGCCGUGUUAUCACUCUUGUACACUCCUAGAAUUUAAAUCUAAUGACGAGAAAUGCAAAAGUUAUCAUGGAGUGGAAGGAGGAGCUGUGAUAGACUUGAAGACGAACAAGUUAGUGGGGGUGGCGACUUGGGGCGCUUAUUUUCGGAAGUAUGAAUUGCCUGUGGGCUAUUCGGUUGUCAACUCUGAUAACUUUUUCAAAGAUUACAAAUGCGCUAAGCACAUUAGAGACGAUAGCGGUUUGUUAGUUACCACAGGUUAUUAUCAAGGUUUAUGUGAUGCACAAUAAAGAAAUAUGCACUGUU
Manduca sexta (tobacco hornworm) is the source of this 994-nucleotide messenger RNA. RefSeq lists its product as uncharacterized. Gene Ontology annotation, molecular function: serine-type endopeptidase activity. The coding region runs from base 28 to 978 and encodes 316 amino acids. Gene Ontology annotation, biological process: proteolysis. NCBI's taxonomy places the organism in Eukaryota, Metazoa, Arthropoda, Insecta, Lepidoptera, Sphingidae. The record is from RefSeq and is a predicted model, not a curated record. The transcript has 4 exons.